CGAUCGCAGUUUCAGACGAAAGAAAUCGCUCACAGCGAUAGCACGAAAACGCAAACACCGGAGAAAGCAUAAAACUUGCAACGAAUUUGUAGUGAACUGUUCAAAGUAAGCAAAGUGGCAUAAUUUGAAGAAGCUCUCAACUCGUUAAGCAGAAUAUUGUAUCGAUCGUCGAAUACUACGAACAUUAAGAACGGUGCAGUGUGAAUGAAAGCACAAAUUUAAUUUGAAAUAAAAAACAGUGCAGACAAUUUAGUUGUUCUAUAUUUGAUUUUCCGCUUUGUGAUUAGUCAAUUCGAAGUUUUCUCUUAGAGAGUGCACGAGUGUGACGGAAGAUUCUAAAUUGCAAGCAGCGAAUUCAUUAAGGCAACCGUAAUUAGAGCUCGUAGUUACGGUAAAUCGUAAUUGCAUAGUCCAGUAACACACAAGCACGACGAACGAGGUGCAGCAAACGAAGUGUCCAAAGAACAAGCUACGAAUUUGUACCACUUACCCAGCGAAGAACGCAUCAACUUCUCGAGUCAGCAUGCCUACUCAACGUCAACUACACGCUUACCUGCUGCUCUUAAUAGUCACCACCAACUGCUUGCUCGUAUCCUAUGCCUUCCCGCAAAACGAGGUUUACCAACGCCAGCGCCUCCAACAAUUACAGCAGCGACAAUCUCCCGUUUACCAAGCGGCAGAUGAGUCUGCAGCACGAAAAUAUGCGGUGAAACCGAAUGCCUCAAAGAAAGUUGCACUAGAUGACGUUGAGGACGAUGGUGAUGUGGUGAAUCAGUUGAGCGAGACCCCUACCGGUUUCUCGUGGUCCAACAUGCUCUCCACCGUUUUAACGAUGUUCUUCAAUGGCGCAGCAAAUGCGCCCUCCAAAUCCGAUGACGUUGACAAUUCUGUUGGUUUCGGUGGCUCACCAUGGGCAAAUGUAAUAUCGAUGGGCUUAAAAAUCAUUAACACACUCUUGGGCGGUGGCGCACCAAGCGAUGGCAUCGAUAAAGUUGACAACGGCGGCUCACCAAUGCAGAACAUCUUAGGCGCUGUGCUGUCUUCAGUGCUUGGUACCAAAGAUCCCGAUCAAGUGAAUUCAAUGGCGAAACAAGCUGGCGAGUUCAUUCAAAUCGUGAUGAAUCUGCUGGAUGCGCUGAAGACAUCAUUUUCCCAUCGUUCGUUGACCGCCCGCUCCAUGGGCAAACGCGACUCGAUGAGCGACGCCACAGUUGCCGGUCUCUCCCUGCUGAAAGGCUACGUGCGCACCUACCGCAACGCCGACGACAAGUGCAUGCAGCGUUAUAUGUGCGAGGCCAACACCGAGUGCGUGCGCGAAAUUGGCGGCGCUAGCAUCUUCUGCCAACUGGGAUCUUACGCUACCAGCUACUUCCUGGAUCGCACUAGCGAUGGGCAGUUCGAGCAUCUGUACGAUGCUGGCCGCAGAGGGCGCUCCGGCUAUGACUGUCAUCAGCUGUAUCUUGAGUGUAAUGAAGUUUAGGGCUAGACAGCGGUGGGGCUUUUUUGCAUACUCCUGGUAUGGACAGGCGGAAGCAGAUCAUUUGGUAGACUCUGCGUGAGCUGCAAUGCAGCGUGAUGGCAAAUAGUUAUAUACAUAUACACAUAUACAUAUAUAGUAAAAUCCAUUAGCAAAACAACUUGUACUGCUUGUCACACACACACACGCACAUACACACACACGAGUAUCUCUACUGAUUUCGCAAUAAGUUUAGGUUAAAAUAAUUUAUUUAUUUAUUUAAAAAUGUACGAAAGAUCAAGGCAUCACACAUACUUUGCUAUGCUAUGUGUUUGUGCUGAUUUAGUUUAGUCAAAAAUUUAUAUAUAAAAAAAUAAAUUUAAAUACUACUUAA
This is a messenger RNA of Ceratitis capitata (Mediterranean fruit fly), 1850 nucleotides long. RefSeq lists its product as hypothetical. Bases 524 to 1480 code for a protein of 318 amino acids. Lineage: Eukaryota; Metazoa; Arthropoda; Insecta; Diptera; Tephritidae. The record is from RefSeq and is a predicted model, not a curated record. The transcript has 6 exons.